This is a messenger RNA of Budorcas taxicolor (takin), 1907 nucleotides long. RefSeq names its product nuclear speckle splicing regulatory protein 1 (gene NSRP1). The coding region runs from base 10 to 1680 and encodes 556 amino acids. The transcript has 7 exons. Gene Ontology annotation, biological process: regulation of alternative mRNA splicing, via spliceosome. The record is from RefSeq and is a predicted model, not a curated record. NCBI's taxonomy places the organism in Eukaryota, Metazoa, Chordata, Mammalia, Artiodactyla, Bovidae.
GGGAGCAAGAUGGCGAUUCCGGGCAGGCAGUAUGGGCUUAUUUUGCCAAAGAAGGCACAGCAGUUGCACCCUGUUUUGCAAAAACCUUCAGUGUUUGGGAAUGAUUCUGAUGAUGAUGAUGAUGAGACCUCCGUGAGUGAAAGCCUUCAGAGGGAAGCUGCCAAGAAGCAAGCAAUGAAACAGACCAAACUUGAAAUUCAGAAGGCUCUUGCAGAAGAUUCUACUGUUUAUGAAUAUGACAGUAUUUAUGAUGAAAUGCAGAAAAAGAAGGAAGAAAGUAACCCCAAGUUGCUUUUGGGAAAAGACCGAAAGCCCAAGUACAUCCACAACUUACUGAAAGCAGUUGAAAUUAGAAAAAAGGAACAAGAAAAAAGAAUGGAAAAGAAAAUACAGAGAGAACGAGAAAUGGAAAAGGGAGAAUUUGAUGAUAAAGAGGCAUUCGUAACAUCUGCUUAUAAGAAAAAACUGCAAGAGAGAGCUGAAGAGGAAGAAAGGGAAAGAAGAGCUGCUGCACUCGAAGCACGUUUGGAUGUAACCAAGCAGAGAGAUCUCAGUGGAUUUUAUAGGCACCUAUUAAAUCAAGCAGUUGGUGAAGAGGAAGUACCUACAUGCAGCUUUCGUGAAGCCAGGUCUGGGAUAAAGGAAGAGAAAUCAAAAGGAUAUUCUGAUGAAGUAAGUUCAGAGAGCAGAAUACCUCAUGAGAACUGCAUUCGCCAAACCGGUGUGAAAGUAGAGGAAAACCCAGAUGCAGACAGUGACUUUGAUGCUAAGAGCAGUGAGAAUGAUGAAACAGAGGAAAAGAAAGGGAACUGUAGAAGGGAAAAGGGCACGGAGACCCUAAAAAAUGACUCCAAGCAUCACAGGAAUCCUACCCACUCACCGUCAUCUAGUGAGGAAAGAGAACAUGGCACCCAAUGCCACACAAAAAAUUCCAAGGCAGGAGGCCGUGAGAAAAGGGAAGAGCAACACCAAGAGAGACCAGCCAGGGAGCAGGACAGCUAUCACACUGACCGUGAUUCUCGAAAAGAAAAAAGGGAUUCCCAUAGGCACAGAGAGUCCAGUCACAGAGAUUCACACUGGAAGAGGCAUGAACAAGAAGAGAGACUGAGGGGAAGAGACGAGAGAGAAAGAAAUGACAGAGAAUGGAAACGGGAGAAAUAUCCCUCCAGAGAACAGGAAAGACACAGACAACGAAAUAAUUAUGACCGACACAAUGAGAAAGGAUGCGAGAAGGAAGAGAAAAGCAAAGAAAAGGAAGAGCAUGUGAAAGCAAGAAAAGAAAGAUAUGAAAACAGUGAUAAAUAUAGAGAUAGAGAAAAACGAGAAGUCAGUGUUGAAUCUUCGGAAAGAAAUCGAGACAGAAAGGAAAGCAGCCCAAAUUCUAGGGCAAAGGAUAGGUUUGUUAACCAGGAAAGAGCCAGUAAAAUGAGAGACAUGGAAAAGGACAAAGAUAGAAACCCAGAAAAACCCUCUAGUUCUGAAGCGUCAUUGGGAGCAAAACACAGAAUCACAGAGGAAUGCCAAGAGACAGGCAAAGAACAGAAGAGGCCGCGUGAGACAGUGAACAAGUUUGCAAAGCGGAGCAAUGAAGAGACUGUAAUGUCAGCAAGAGACAGAUACUUGGCCCGGCAAAUGGCAAGGAUUAAUGCAAAGACAUAUAUUGAGAAAGAAGAUGAUUGAUGACUGCCCCAGUAGAAAGACCUAUGGAAGCACAGAAAAUUACAACUCCUGAAACAUGCUGUAUAAAGGAGUGUGUUAAGAGUGGUUGGGAGGGUAUUUUAAAAUAUAUUUUCAAAAUUCAUUUUGGGUUUUGGUUAAGUCAGAAGUCCUUUUAUCUUGAAUGUUUAACCAAGUUAAUAUGUAAUAUUUACUUAUCAGUACGACAUUCUUGGUUAUAUUUGAGUAAC